Messenger RNA from Baudoinia panamericana UAMH 10762, 1110 nucleotides. RefSeq lists its product as uncharacterized. NCBI's taxonomy places the organism in Eukaryota, Fungi, Ascomycota, Dothideomycetes, Mycosphaerellales, Teratosphaeriaceae. The transcript is spliced from 3 exons. Bases 368 to 871 code for a protein of 167 amino acids. The record is from RefSeq and is a predicted model, not a curated record.
CUCUAACAGCCACUGAGAUAGCUCUGCUCCGUCAUUGAAAACCUCGGACAAAGUAACCUUGCACAGGUAUCGUAUGCUCUGAUCGCAGCGAUCAUAGUCCGCAAUAGUAGAUGGUCAGGCAAUCUGUGCUGCAGUCUACGCGUAAUGAUUGACAAAACAUCUGGUGUUCACAGGUGACGCGACGGACGGAUGCGACUCAGCAUGAACAGAAUGUAGACGAGUAAAUCACCACCACAGUGAUGACUGGUAAGCAUCAGUAUGACGUUCGACCGUUCAAGAGUCUUGGACCGCAUCACUUCGAAGAGCGACACAAAGACAUACCACAACUGCCACACGUACAUCACAGAUUGUGUCUCACAUAACCAACAUGCCUCCACCAGCAAUUAACCCAGCUCGGCCAAAGGUCCGCUUCUCGCCGCUCGAAUGCAUUGCCAUCGGCUUCGGUGCCGGCAUCGUCGGUGUCGCUGCUAUGACCAUCGCGGAGAAAGCAGAGCAGGCGAUCACUAAGCGCCCGAACUCGCACGUCCCAGGCAAGACGCUCGCCACCUUGCUAGGAGUCUCGCCAUCGUACUAUGGUCAACGUCCGGAAACGUUCAACCAUGCAAUGCACUGGGGACAGGCUGCGGCCGCUGCGACACUUAGAGGCGUAAUGUCGUACUACGGCAUUGUGGGACCGUUUGGUAGCUUCAUUUUCAUGGGCAUCCGGUUGCUUGUAGACCAAACGCUCGAAAAUUACACGGGAGUCGGAGCGCUACCAUGGACGUGGCCUGUCGGCGAGCAGAUUAUCGAUCUGAUGCACAAGGCGAUUUUUGCAGCUGUCACUGGCUACGUGGCUGAUAGAGCCAUUAUCGGCGAGUCUCUUAAUGCUUAGAUCGGUCAUGGCAGCGAGUCCACAGAGACCUGUAGGAGAAAGGGUGUGCUGCUAAGGGAUUCAGCUCGCCUUGAAGGUGGCUAAGACUCCGUAUGACUACAACAAGUCGCCAUGCGAUAUGGAUCGAUACACAGCGCGGCCGUAUGAUGACCAGCCGACGGGCACUUCGUGUACGAUAAUAGCUUCUUAUACUUCGGGUUGCUCGUUGCACCGCGAGCAAACAACUUGUCAUCGCAAUU